AUGGCCGCCCCAACAGCUCCAGAUACUGAUCCUCUCUUACCUGAGAAGAUGGAGUCGUCGGACUUCACUUCCGCCAUCCAGACAUCUGCCGGGAAAAGACCCCAAGCAAUUGCCCAUCGAGGUUACAAAGCCAAGUAUCCAGAAAACUCCAUGGGCGCAUUCAAGGGUGCGGUAGAGGUUGGCGCGCAUGCUAUUGAAACGGACGUUCACCUUUCAAAAGACGGGGUGGUGGUACUUUCACACGAUGCCACGCUGAAGCGAUGUUUUGGUCUGGACGAGAAGAUCGCCAACUGUGAUUGGUCUUACCUCGAGUCUCUUAGAACGUUGAAAAAGCCUCAUCAGCCGAUGCCGAGACUGGUUGAUUUGUUAGAGUACUUGACUAAACCUGGAUUAGAGGAUAUUUGGAUAUUGCUGGAUAUCAAGCUUGACGAUGAUCCUGAUGAUUUGCUUAGCAGGAUGGCUAGUACUAUCAAGUCAGUCAAACCCUCCAGGAGGUGGUCAGAGAGGGUUAUCUUGGGCUGUUGGAGCGCUAAAUAUCUCCCGAUCUGCAACAAGCUUCUUCCUGGCUUCCCAAUAACACAUAUCGGCUGGAACAUACCUUACGCGCGUCAAUUCCUCGAGAUUCCUGGAAUAUCCUUCAACAUGUUCCAAAAGAUGAUGGUCGGACCUGGCGGCAACAAGUUCAUGACAGACGUCAAGAAAGCCGAACGUGCUCUCUUCCUCUGGACAGUCAACGACGACAACUCGAUGAAAUGGUCUAUUAGCAAGCAGGUUGAUGGUGUGAUUACCGAUGACCCAAAACGUUACUUGGAACUCUGCCACGAUUACAAUGGAGAAAAAGUCAGCAUUUCACUUAGGGGUUGGAGCACUUUUGUCAUCAUCAAGUUCAUGGUGCCGUUCUUUCAGCUGUUGGUUAGGUACAAGUAUGGCACGAGGAUGAGUAAGGGAAGAGUGAAGCAGGAUAUUCUGAUUGGUGGUGGACCAGGACAACUUCAUGAAAGAAUGGAGUGA
Molecule: messenger RNA, 1011 nt
Organism: Cadophora gregata
Lineage: Eukaryota; Fungi; Ascomycota; Leotiomycetes; Helotiales; Ploettnerulaceae
Exons: 5
Coding region: 1-1011 (336 amino acids)
Biological process (GO): lipid metabolic process
Molecular function (GO): phosphoric diester hydrolase activity
Source: RefSeq, a predicted model, not a curated record